Clunio marinus is the source of this 2865-nucleotide messenger RNA. NCBI's taxonomy places the organism in Eukaryota, Metazoa, Arthropoda, Insecta, Diptera, Chironomidae. The record is from the annotation of a GenBank genome assembly.
CAUUUUGUGGUUCUCCAAAGGGUCGAUUUUUGAUAAGACAGAUUUAAAAUAAUUUUAAUAUUUGUUUCUUAUAAGAAUGUCAUCUGUGAAUUUAAGAACUGUGUAUGCAUUUGCAAGAGAAAUGCAUUCAAAAAAUGCAAAUAUAGGUCCCAUUCAGUAUGGCACGGCUGGAUUUCGAACAUUACAUGAUAGGCUGGAAUAUGUGAUGUAUAGAAUGGGAUUACUUGCGACCCUUCGAUCUCGAUCGUUUUCUGGAAGUGCAAUUGGUGUAAUGAUUACAGCAAGUCACAAUCCAGAAUCAGACAACGGCGUUAAGUUAAUUGACCCGAUGGGAGAAAUGUUGGAAAAAUCGUGGGAGGACAUUGCGACUGAUUUAGUGAAUGUAUCGGAUGAUGAUCUCGAAGCUGAGGUGACAAAAAUAGUAAAGUGUCAAGAAAUUGAUAUGAAUGCAAACGCAAAUGUUUAUAUUGGUUGGGAUACACGUUACCAUAGUCCGGUACUAAGUAGAGCCGUCAUGAAUGGGGUCAUUGCCUUGAAAGGGAACAUGAAGGAGUACGGCAUCGUUACCACGCCCAUGUUACACUAUUUUGUAUAUUCGCAUAAUGUCAAAGGAGCUUAUGGUGUACCUACAGAAGCCGGGUAUAUUAAUAAACUUGUCACUGCCUUUAAGCAACUUCGUGGUGAUAAUUAUGAAAAUGGCAAUUAUAAAAAUCAUCUUCUCUUUGAUGGUGCAAAUGGUGUAGGAAGUUUAAAAAUGCUUGCAUUUAAUAGAAAACUUGAAGGAGCAUUACAAUGUGUAGUUUGCAAUAGCAAUGGAAAGAUCAAUUAUGAAUGUGGAGCAGAUUUUGUUAAAACUAAUCAGAAACCACCAACUGGUCUUCCCAUAGCACCAGCAAACACUCGGUGCGUGUCUGUUGACGGUGAUGCUGAUCGAGUGGUUUAUUUCUUCAUUGAUGAAGAUGGAAAGUUCCAUUUAUUGGAUGGUGAUAGAAUAGCUACACUCAUUGCUAGUUAUCUGAUGAAAUUGGUAAGUGAAUGUGGCGUUAAGUUGAAUUUGGGUAUCGUUCAAACAGCAUAUGCGAAUGGAGCUUCCACAGACUACAUAAAGAAUGAGUUAAAUGUAAAUGUCGCUUGCACACCAACUGGAGUCAAACAUUUACAUCAUAAAGCAAUUGAAUAUGACAUUGGAGUCUAUUUUGAAGCAAAUGGACAUGGAACAGUUGUCUUUAAUCAACAGACGAAAGAUUUAAUUUCGAAAACUUUGAACAGCGAUGAUUCCACAGAUGAUCAAAAACAAGCUUCUAAUGAUUUGAUCUUAGCCAUUGAUAUAAUCAACGAAACUGUUGGCGAUGCAAUCUCUGAUAUGUUGUUAGUGGAAACAAUUUUACAUUCAAAAGGUUGGGAUUUGAAAGAUUGGCUUGCCACUUAUGAUGAUCUUCCAAACCUUCAGCAAAAAGUGAAAGUUAAGGAUCGUAAUGUUUUUGAAACAACUGAUGCAAAGCGAGUUUGCGUAAAACCUGAAGGUAUGCAAGAUCAAAUAAACAUGCUAGUGAAGAAAUAUAAGCGUGGACGAGCAUUUGUUAGACCUUCAGGGACUGAAGAUGUUGUUCGUGUCUAUGCUGAAGCUGCUGAUGCUGAAGACGUUAAAUGUCUAGCUGCUGAAAUUUCGAUGCUUGUCUAUGAUAUGGCAAAUGGAGUUGGUGAGAGGCCGGUCAUACCUCAGCAAAAAUUAUAAAUUAAGUUUCGCCAAGUCUUUUCUACGCUAACAGGGAAAUGAGAUAUCUUUUCACUGCCAAUUUAUUCUUUUCUUUUUUUUAGCAUCGAAUAGAAUUUUUCUUUCAUGAUGUGUCAGUGAAAAUCUGACGAUUCACUUUUGAUGAAUCAUAUCAAAAAAGAAAGAAAAAAAAUGUGCAACUAACCCUCAUACUAAUCUUUUUUUGUUUUGUAAGUAGAAAAGACAUUUUAUUUUUUUAUAAAAUUGAGAUUAUCUAAACAACUAAAGUUACUAAUAUUAUCAACGUACAUAUAUCAUUGAUGAUGAUAAAAAUUUGUUUUAUAGCUUUUAAUGAAAUAAUGAAAGUAGUUGUGACUCGCUUACAAACCUAACUUCUUUUUUAUUAUGUUUAGCUAGGCGAAAGUUAUUAAGCAAACAGAUUGAAAGUAUUUAUUGCAAGUGAAUUGAGGAAGGCGAGCAAAUAUUAAUGAUAUCUAUUUUUAGAACGUAACGCUUUUUGCAAAUUAAUGAAACUAAAUGUUUGAAAAUCAAAGCUAAGUAAAGUAAAUAUUUAAUGUAUUUGAUUGUUUAAAAAUCUUUAUUUGAUAAUACUUAUGAGUGAUACUCAUACAUAAGUAGAUUAAUGUAUAUGUUGCUUUGUCGUUAGCUUCUAACAAUUGGAAAAGUCUAAUCUGACGUUUUAUUUUCCUUCAAACGUAAAUUUCUAAUAUGUAGCUUACGUUAACACGCUUGCGUAACUUCAACGUACACUUAACAUUAUGAGCUGAGCAUAAAUUAAUGUUAGUGAUCAAACUUUAUAUAAAUUUCAAUUAUAACGACAAAACAUUAUAUUACAUUUUCUUUUUUUAAUUUUUAUCAAACUUUUAACACGGACAAUUCAAAACGCAUUCAAAAUUUUAUGAAAUUAGAUUUGAUAAAUUCUUGAGGAUCCUUCAAAGUCAGAUCUGAUUUUUGAGCUCAAAAUUGAAAUAUUUGUACCUAACUUCUUUAAAUCUCACUCAAAAACAUAAUAAAAAUAAAAAGAAACAAACAAGGAAAGAUAAGAAUGCAAUAUGUUAAAUUUGGAUUAAGAAUGGAAACUGUUCAUACAUUGAAUAAAUAGAAGAAAUAAAAAAGUUUCAUUAAAAUUU